Orbicella faveolata is the source of this 5210-nucleotide messenger RNA. RefSeq lists its product as uncharacterized. The record is from RefSeq and is a predicted model, not a curated record. Lineage: Eukaryota; Metazoa; Cnidaria; Anthozoa; Scleractinia; Merulinidae. Gene Ontology annotation, biological process: attachment of spindle microtubules to kinetochore; protein localization to kinetochore. Gene Ontology annotation, cellular component: nucleus.
AUUAACAUUUACUUUGAUAUUUAGGAGAUGCCUGAAGUGCAGUUCAAUCAAUUAAGCACGGAUGAUGAAGACAGUGCAGUGUGUUAUGACAGAGGGAUUUUACUACAAACUAUCACACAAGCACAAGUCCAGCACACAGUCCCUUUAGACGUUACUGUUUGUCAUGGUUCUGGAAUUAUUAGUGCUCCUAAUAAUGACCCUGAAGCUUCAAGAGCUAAUCCAAAUGAAGAAACAGAGGAUACAAAAUGCCGCAGUUCAGUUUUGUCCAGUGACUUUGACCAAACAAGAUUGUUUGGUGGAGACACAGGCACUGAUCUUGACAUUACGUGCUCACAGCAAGAAGUAUUUUUUCGCGAUUAUCCUGCACAGCUAUUGUCAUCUGAGAGCUUGGAGCAAAGUGGUAAAAUGGACAGCAAGUCUUUCCUUAUGUCACUUGGGUCAAAGCCUUCAUCAACUCAAACACAUGAAGUGAUACAACACACCAAGGAUUAUAUGACACCCACUACCAUUAGCAAUGCUUAUUGCAAGAGGCAGCCUUUAGGCGAUAUCACAGAUGUCCAGAGUGCCAUGAAAACAAGUCAAGGAGGUGGAGACCAACAGUCAAAUGUUGAUGAAAAUGUGGAAUCAACAGCCUGUCAUAGUUACAAAGGUCUUGAAAACUCUGUAUCAAAAACAAUGCGAAGAAGCAUCUAUGAGCCUUUGGGCAUAGAUGUCACAUCUUGUUAUGGCCCAGGAGCUGAUCAAACUGAGGUAAAUAAUACAGAUAACACUGAAUCCCUGGACCUAACAGCUUGUCAAGCACAGGAAGAACACGAUUCUGAUGAGAAUCUGGAACUAACAGCCUGCCAUAGCUACGAAGUUCUUGAUAGCAGUAUACCAAAAACACACCAGAAGAGCAUUUGUGAACCCGCCGAGCUUGACGUCACAUCUUGUUAUGGUCCAGGGGUAAUCAAGGGCUGUUCACUUUCACUGUCUACCCAUCAGAAUGAUCAGAGUUUGUCCUGCAACAGUUCAAGGAAAAUGGAUUCUUCAGUGUUCUUGCAGUCUCUUGGUUCAAAGCAACACUCCAAUGCUACAGACAAUGACGAAUAUGAUGACGAAAUGGACCUUACAAUAUCUGGAAACAUUGGGACACUAACAGAAGGUAAAACAGAACAAAAGACAGCUGUGGAGCCGAAGUCAGCGACUUUUUUGUGCGCUAAAACAAGCGAAGUUGUGACAGAUCUGUCAAAUUCCACUGGCUUUCGAAAUGCUUAUCUCAUAAAGAAUCCCUUUAAAAAGACCACAGACCAGCAGGAACAAACAUCAAAGUUUCAUGAAAACUUAGAGCUAACGGUCUGUCAUAGCCAGCCGGUUCUGGACAGCGAUUCACAGAGAACUAAACGGAGGAGUUUGUAUGAGGCAGCUGAUCUAGAGGUCACAUCUUGUUAUGGUCCAGGCCUGAUAAAGUCGCCAGAAAAAGAAGAAACAAGUAAUAACUUGUUCAAAUCAGCCUUGAACCUCUCGAGAAGUUUGCGAGCGGCAAGCAACGCUAACAAGUUAAAUGGCAAUGCUGUAUUUAACAAAGCGCAAGAUUUGCCUGGUUGGAAUAAAACCCAACAGCAGGAAUCAGAUUUUAAUGACAAUUUAGACCUAACAACCUGUCAUAGUCGGCCAUUCAUGGGAAACAACUCACUGAAAACAGACCGGAGAAGCCUUUUUGGGCCUGCGGACAUAGACGUCACUUCCUGCCAUGGGUUGGGGCUGGUGGAGUCAUCGGGUAACAAUUUGGAGUUGACAGUCCGUGGCCAACCAGGUCUAGACAAUGGUUUACAACAAGCAAGCCGAAGAAGCCUUUGUUAUGAACCUGCUGAUAUUGAUGUCACGUCUUGCCAUGGUGUGGGGCUGGUCGAGUCAUCGGGGAACAGUGUGGAGUUGACAGUCCGUGGCCAGCCAAGUCUGGAUGACAGCUUACAGAAAGCAAACCGAAGAAGCUUUUAUGAACCUGCUGACAUUGAUGUCACAUCUUGUCAUGGCCUAGGACUUGUCAAGUCGUUUGUUGAAACUUCAGAGUCAACAGUCCCUCUUAGCCAGCACGCUAUUGAUAAUAACGCACAAAAAAUAAACCGUCGAAGCGUCUAUGAACCUGCUGACUUAGAUGUCACAUCUUGCCAAGGUACAGGACUGGUUAAAUCAUCUGGUGAAAGUUUAGAACUAACGCGCUGUCAUAGGGAACAAGUUCUUGACAACAGUACACAGAAAGUAAACCGACAAAGUCUUUAUGAACCUGCCGACUUAGAUGUUACAUCUUGUCAUGGUUCAGGGCUGGUCAAAGCAAAUCGUGAAAGUCUACAGCUAACAACAUAUACCAGUGAGCAAGUUCUUGACAACAACACAGAGAAUGGAACUCGACAAAGCGUCUACGAGCAUGCUGAUUUAGAUGUCACAUCUUGUCCUGGUCCAGGGCUGGUUAAAUCGAAUCGUGAAAGUCUACAGCUAACAACAUAUACCAGUGAGCAAGUUUUUGACAACAACAUAGAGAAUGGAACUCGACAAAGCGUCUACGAGCAUGCUGACUUAGAUGUUACAUCUUGUCGUGGUUCAGGGCUGGUCAAAGCAAAUCGUGAAAGUCUACAGCUAACAACAUAUACCAGUGAGAAAGUUUUUGACAACAACACAGAGAAUGGAACUCGACAAAGCGUCUACGAGCAUGCUGACUUAGAUGUCACUUCUUGUCAUGGUCCAGGGCUGGUUAAAUCGAAUCGUGAAAGUCUACAACUAACAACAUGUAUUAGAGAGCACGUUCCUGACGACAACACAGAGAAUGCAACCCGACGAAGCUUCUACGAGCGUGCUGACUUAGAUGUCACAUCUUGUCAUGGUCCAGGACUGCGCAAGUCAGAUCGUGAAAGUCUACAGCUAACAACAUGUACCAGAGAGCAAGUUCCUGACGACAAAACGGAGAAUGGAACUCGACGAAGCUUCUACCAGCAUGCUGACCUACGUAUCACGUCUGGCAGUGAGUCAGACCUGGAUAAGACACCAAAUGAACCAGUAAUAACUGGUAACGCUGGCAAAACACGCUUAAACCUUACAGAAAGGACAGAAGCCAGUUUUCACAGAGUCAGUGCAAACGCAUCAUUAGACAAGGUAAAAGAUUUCCAUUAUACCGAAGAGGUACUUCAGACUGCAAGAGCCCCAACCGACUCAAAUACAAGUUUUGAGUAUACAGAUUACAGCGCGGACAACGAUGAGACAUCUGCCCCUGCUGUAGGGUUGAACCAAUCAAUAGGUGACCAAAUAACUAGUGAUGUUGACAGACAGUUGUCAAUUAUUUGCGAAGAAUCUGUCAGUGAACUAAGUAAGAAAGAGUUGAGGGAAGACGGGAAUGUGACCGAGCUGGAGGAGAUGCAGAACACCACACAGAGUCCUAUCACCUUAAAGAAGUUCCUUGAUAUCACAGAACUUGCCUUUAUUACUGAGGUCAACAUGCGCCGGAGUAUUGCGCCUUCCAAUGUGGUUGAAACUCCUCAGACUCCAAAAGACAUGAUAAUCUCCACUCUUGUGUCAAAACCCAAGGCUGCUUGUUACGAGGAGGCAAUUCCGGCGUUAGAGUCUGAAAUCACAGUCAUGAAAGAGAAAGUUGAGCAGCAAGAGAUGGAGUUGAAUGCGUCGAAUCCCAGGGUAUUUAUGGAAGCACAAUCUGCAAGUACAGAGGAGCUGUUAGCCAUGCAAGGCAAAGUUCGUCGCCUUCGUUCAGUGUGCGAGAAAACAAGCAAACGAGAGUGGAAAGAAGGAAAAGGACAACUCAAUAAAAGAAUACUUUUGAAAAUGACGGAAAACCAUCAAGUUCUUGCUAGUGAUGUGCAUGUUGUAGAAGAAUCCCUGGUGAUGGUUGAUGAUUGUCACAAUUUGCUGGACAAAAUGGACAACGACCUAGAUGAAGGAAUUAAAGGUUUUCAACUGUCUCUGGAAGAAAAUGAGAAGAAACUUCAAGAGCAAGCAAUUACGGCCGCGGAAUUGGAGAACAUGACAGAAACCUUGAGAAAGAGCGAACAAGAACUUGCCGACCUGGAGUGUGCAAGGUCAACUGUACAAAGUGAGAAACAGGAACUGUCGAACAGAAAGGAACAGCUUGAUGUGGCGAUACUAGAGAAUGAGGAAGCUAUUUGCUUACUUAAAAAGAAGGACCCAAGAUCAGGGAAGACAGCGACUAAAGAAAUGUCGCAAAAGUUGGAUAUCCUUGAAAGUUUGCAGGAAUGGUCCCUGGAGGAGUGGAAUGAAGAGCGAGCUAGAUUUACGUUCUUGAAAAGUACAUUGGAAAUGGUGGUGUUGUUUGGCUCGGACAUCGCUAAUUCCAAAGACUCGUUUCCAAACCAGGAAGUAAAAAGUAUCCAGUUGAAUUUCACACCAACAGAACAAUUCAGGGGGAAAAUGGGAAAAGUUCACACACUUGUUAAACAAGCAGUCAAUCAAGACCUCCUUUCUCAGAUGUGCUCCUCAAAAAGAGACUUAACCAAGGUUUUGGAGCACAUGUCAGGGACAAUUUUCAAGUCAAACGAAAUUGGAGAAGAGUUCUUCAGAAUUGGCCUGACGCAUCUGAUGUCAUUCAAAGAAAACAGAUUUGUAGUGGAAUUCUCGAGUCUCAGGGCGUUCGUGAAGUUUGUGCUACACAUACAGCUUGAGCUUCAAUCAUACCCAGACAGUGUGACAUUUACGGUCUCGCCCAUGAUAGGACGUCUCAGCCAAACAGAAAUCGAAGAAGCCUUGAACGCUGUCGCGGCUGGCCCACGGUAUUUGAGCAGAUUGGUGGAGGCCGCUGACCAGCUAUUAAGCAAGACCAAAUCCAUUUAAACAUGUCGUCAUGGAACUGUCGUUUCUUGUUUAGAACGAAUGUUGUAAAUACAUUUAUCUGUUAACUUUUUUUACACUCAUCCACUACUAAUUUAUUACUUAUGCUAUAUUUCCCAAGAAGUUAUAAUUAUACUUCUCUAGGUUUAUUUUGGGUCGGUCUUUGAUGAAGUAAGUUGAAUAUGAACAUUGUUUUAAGCACGUACCCAGUGUUGUGGUUACUUUAACACUGCAACAUGCUUAUAUCUCACUGAACUAAUGUGGAGAGAUGUACGGAAGAUUUUCAUUUCUGCAUUUGAAACAAUAUUUGGGUGAACUCGUACAAGCACUGUAAGAGAAGAUUACAAGCUUAAAUAACUUGACAGUGUUUAAGGCCAAUU